Messenger RNA from Dromiciops gliroides (monito del monte), 1908 nucleotides. Its product is annotated as interferon-inducible protein AIM2-like. Gene Ontology annotation, molecular function: double-stranded DNA binding. The record is from RefSeq and is a predicted model, not a curated record. The transcript is spliced from 8 exons. Bases 267 to 1403 code for a protein of 378 amino acids. Lineage: Eukaryota; Metazoa; Chordata; Mammalia; Microbiotheria; Microbiotheriidae. Gene Ontology annotation, biological process: cellular response to interferon-beta; activation of innate immune response.
GAACAGUUUCUUCUAGCUCUCUCCCUCCAGAGAUCCAGAGCCCAGCAGAUCUCUGUCCAAAGGGUGUAGCUGAUUGAUACUACUCAAAGGAGCUGAAAAAAACACCUACAGCCUCUGAUAUCACCUUCAGCCCUUCACCCUCUGGUAUCAUUUCCUGCCCUGGACUGAGUGAUUACAACAGUUAUCAUUCAGCAAGGUAUAGCACUGCCUACACCAGAAGUAAGAAAUAGAGGAAUAGCUUCUGCUCACAGCCUAAAUUUGCAGAGAUGCCAUCAAGAUCGAAUUCGACUAAAGAGAUGGAGGAUCAAUUUUUUAAAAUUUUGAUAGAUGCAUUAGAUGACCUAGAUGAUUCUGAGUUUAAAAAAUGUAAAGCUUUCCUAAAGCAUAAAAAUAUAAUAAAAAAGAGUCAAGAAAAAUGUGAUCGAAUUGAUUGUUCUAACUAUAUGAUAGAAACCUAUGGUGGUCUCUCUGCUGUGAAAAUCAUGAUUGGACACUUAAAUGAAAUAAACUUUAAAGAAGUUGCUCAGAACCUUCAAAAACAGAAAGUCAAAGUUAUGAAGGAAUACCAUAAGAAAAAAGAGAAGAAACCAGUGACAAGAAAGAAUCAGGCCAAAAUAAGAAGACUAUCUUCUAAUGGCAACAACACUGUCAAACCUCAGCUGACCAAUAAGGAUAACCUGAAACCCACCAAUGAGUCAAAGAAGAAUGAUGUUGCUAAGAAAAGAAAAGCAACAACUGAAGAGAGUCCAGAGAACAAGAAGAGGAAGACAACCCAGGAAUUCCCCCAGACAACAGAACAAGAAGCUAAAAGAGAAAAUGGGCCUCAGAUAAUGCCUAUGGUAGUGAAGGUGCUCAACGUGAACCAGAUAUUUGAGUAUGAGACCAAAGAAGGAACGAAAGAGAUGUUUCAUGCUACUGUGGCAAAUGAGCAUGAAUUUAUCCGGGUGAAGGUUCUCAACAUCGGCGUCAAGGAACACUUCAAGAAAAAUAAGAUUAUUGAGGUAGUAAAAGGUUAUUGGAACAGAGGUUUCCUGGAAAUAAAUAGAUGCUCCAGGGUUCAAGAUAUGAGUACCAACAAAGAGAUCACAGUCCCCAGAAACAUCAUCAGAAGAGCAGCUAAAAAUACAAAGAUCCAAGAGCUUAAGAAACAAAAACUGGGAAGCUAUGUGAAUGGUAUCUAUGAGAUCGAGAUGAAAACUGAGACGGUGAAAUGUACAUUCUUUGACAUGAAAGACAACACAGGAAAAAUCAAAGUGGUGGCAUUUGACAAAUGGGCCAAAAUAAAUUGUGAGAAAGGAGACAAACUCCGGCUCACCUACUUUGAGCUAUCUCUUUGGAAUGAACUGCAACUGAAAUCUGUAACUCACAGUUGCAUCAAGGUCAUCAAGGCUAAGAAGAAUUAGAAAGACAACAUCAAGAGAGACCAACUUGACAGCCUUGAUACUGCCCCCUUCCUGACAAUGAGACCUUUCAGAUGGUAUCAGGUGCCACUGCUGCAAACAGAAGAGCUCAAAAAAUAUUGUUAAUGACAAUCUGAGUGUAAAGCAUGGGGCAAGGCCCCCAGUUUGAUUCUGCCUCCAGCGCUUAAUUAUUUGUAUGACCUUGUAUGAGUUACAUUGCUUUCAGUGUCAGAAUUUUUUAAUUACAUUUUUUUAAUUGACAAACAUUUAUCUUCCCAUCUCCUCCCUCCCCUCCCACUUCCCCCCACAUUGAGAAGAAAAAGAAAAGAAAAAGAAAACGCUUGUCACAAAUAUGCAGUCAGGCACAACAAAUUUACCCUUUGACCAUGUCGAAAAAUGAUUUUCUCAUUCUGUGACUUCAGUCUAUCACUUCUCUGUCUGUCAGGAGGCAGGCAGCAUCCUUCAUUCAUGAGUAUUAUGGAAUUGUGGUUGGUCUUCUUUGCAUUGA